Molecule: messenger RNA, 3053 nt
Organism: Leptinotarsa decemlineata (Colorado potato beetle)
Lineage: Eukaryota; Metazoa; Arthropoda; Insecta; Coleoptera; Chrysomelidae
Product: L-dopachrome tautomerase yellow-f2
Cellular component (GO): extracellular region
Source: RefSeq, a predicted model, not a curated record
ACACUCUUUUAUUUGUAUAUUAAGAGAAUCUCCAACCAAGUUCCUAGUCCAUUGACAUCGAUUGCUAGUUGAAGAUCUAAUUGAUUGCCAUGGAACUUUUUUUCUCGGGUGUUUUUUGUUUAUUUAUCGUCUCAGUGUCGAGUUCAGGCCUCAACCUAGAGUUCUCCUGGACCAGGAUCAACUACGAGUGGCCCAGCAAAAGGCAAAGGUUUCGCAGAAGUAAUGGAGUGAACCCCAGAUAUGGAGGAAGAAGCUAUAAUGGGAAUGCUGACAGUAUCAUUUUUGAAGAUCCAGAUUUAGAGGUGAAGCCAAUUUUUGGAAAUGUUGGACAAACUAGUGAAAAUUUGCAAGUGGCGAAUGACGAACCUGUAGGGGAUAUCGAUUAUCAAUAUGAAAACAACAUUCCCAUGGGAGCGAACGUCUGGAAGAACAAACUCUUCAUAACAGUUCCACGAAGACGAUUGGGAGUACCAUCUACAUUGAACUACGUAUCUCUGGACAAUCCGAAUCGUCAAAAUACCCCUUUGAUCCCUUACCCCAACUGGAGUAAAAAUCUGUAUCCCGAUCCACGCAAUACUGGUCAAAAUUUUGUGUCGGUAUACAGGGUGGCAGCCGAUCCCUGUGACAGGCUUUGGUUCGUCGAUACGGGUUUGAUUGAACUACCAGGAAAUCCAAUAAGAGUACGACCCCCAACUCUUAUUAUCAUGGACCUCAAUACGGAUCAAAUUAUUCAUAGUUUCGAAAUACCAGAAGACCAAUUGAGGCCGAAUUCCGCUCUCGCUAGUCUGUCAAUAGAUGUUACGAAAAGUACCUGUGGAGAUGCAUUUGCGUACAUACCAGAUUUAGGAGGAUACGGUUUGAUAGUUUAUAGUUUGCGAGAAAACAAAUCUUGGAGAGUGAGUCACAACUAUUUCUACUUGGAACCAACUGCUGGUGAAUUCUUCGUUUCCGGACACCGUUUCCAAUGGAAUGACGGAAUUUUCAGUACAGAAUUGACAAGUCCAAAACAGAAUGGAUAUAGGGAUCUAUAUUUCCACUCAAUGGCAGGUACCAACAUGUACAAAGUAUCCACGAAGAUUCUGAGAAAUGAAACUGCUUCAACCAGGUCUUAUCACGAAGACGAUUUCCAGAACAUUGGUGAUAGAGGUGCACAAUCCCAAACCUCAUCUGCCGACAUUCAUGAACCAUCUGGAGUAAUGUUUCUAGGACUCGUUAACCAAAAUGCCUUGGCUUGCUGGAACACAGACCGCCCCUUGAAUACGAUAUCGCUCGUACAAAGAGACGAUAAAACCAUGAUUUAUCCUUGCGACGUUAAAGUUCGUAACGACAAAGUUUACCUGCUCACAAACACUAUGCCCGAAUUUUUAUUUGGACGACUGAACUAUGACACAGUAAAUUUCAGGGUAUGGUCAAAUACGGUUGAAAAUGCCAUUGCAGGAACGAUGUGUGAGACGACUCGAUUCAGAGGAAAUGGCAGAGGAAAGUAUUACUAUUCAUCAAACAUGUUCUUAGUUCUCAGUCCACUGACUUCGCUGGCUUGUCGAAGACCGGUGUUGAUAGUUAUGAAGCUUCUUCUAGUUUACGUUUUUUCUCUGGUAAUUAUCUCAGUGUCAAGUGCAGGACUCAACCUGGAAUUUACUUGGACCAGGAUAAAUUAUGAAUGGCCCAGCAAUAGACAAAGGAUUCGUAGAAGUGACCAAGGGAAUCCGAGAUACGGAAAAAGAAGUUACCAUCAACAUCGUGAAACAGUAGUUAUCGAAGAUCCAAAUUAUGUGGUAAAGCCACUCUUUGGAAAAUCAGAAGAAGACCUGAAGACGAUGCAUGAUGAGACAAGGACCAAUAUUGAUUAUCAGUAUGAAAAUAACAUUCCCAUGAGCGUGAAUGCCUGGAAGAACAAACUCUUCAUUACGGUUCCAAGAAGACGUCUAGGGAUUCCAUCUACCUUGAACUACGUCUCUCUCGACAACCCAAUCCGCCACAACACCCCUUUAAUCCCCUACCCCAACUGGAAGAAAAAUUUGUAUCCUGAUCCGCAAAAUACUGGUCAGAAUUUCCUCUCAGUAUACAGAGUGGCAGUCGAUCCCUGUGACAGACUUUGGUUCGUUGACACUGGUGUUCUGGAGCUACCAGGUAAUGCAACCAAAGUCAAACCACCAACCUUGGUUAUCAUGGACCUCAACACAGAUCAAGUAAUCCAUACUUUCCAAAUACCAGCAGACAGUCUGAAACCAAAGACUUCUCUCACCAGUAUUUCAGUAGAUGUCACUGAAAAUACCUGCGGAGAUGCAUAUGCAUACAUAACAGAUUUAGGAGCAUUUGGAUUAGUUGUUUACAGUUUGAAAAACAAUAAAUCGUGGAGGGUCAAUCACAGAUAUUUCAAUCCUGAUCCAAACCUAGCGAAUUUCUUCGUGUCUGGACACAGUUUCAAAUUCAACGACGGCAUUUUCAGUACCGAACUCUCUGGUCUGAAACAAAAUGGAUAUAGGGAUCUCUACUUCCAUCCAUUGGCAGGAACACACAUGUACAAAGUAUCCACAAUCCUCUUGAGGAAUGAAACUGAGUCGACUAGAUCUAGCGAUGGAACCGAUUUUCAGAAUAUAGGUGAUCGAGGACCACAAUCCCAAUCCACAGCGGCCUACAUCCACCAACCAUCUGGUGUUAUGUUCCUGGGACUCAUCAACCAAAACGCCUUAGCUUGCUGGAACACGAACCUACCUCUGAAUACAAUAUCGAUCGUACAAAAAGACAACAAAACUAUGGCUUAUCCCAGUGACGUCAAAGUUCAUGACGAUAAGGUCUACCUGAUCACGAAUUCUAUGCCUCAAUUUUUGUUUGGAAAAUUGGACUAUGAUACAAUAAAUUUCAGAGUUUGGUCCAACAACGUUGAAGAUGCCAUUGCUGGAACUAGAUGUGCUACAAAGUAGUUUAUGAAGUGAUGAUACAUUUGGAAGUUAUUCACGAGACUAUUGACGUUGAAACGACUGAAUGGAAGAUUUUUUUUUUAGUAAUCAGAUGUAUAAGUGACCUAUUAUAAAAACCUUCAAAUUGAAAAC